AUGGCCGACGAAUCCGCUACCCGCGAUGACUCUGUGGCUGUGACUGCCUCUGAACCUGUUGAAAAUGACUCGGAAGAAGCUGUCACUACUAAAGAGGAAAAAGUUCAAGAAGAACCUGGUUUUAAAGUAUUUGUUGGAAAUUUGGCUUUCCAAACCAGUGAACAACAAUUAGCCGACUUUUUUAAUAAGACCGGUAAAGCUAAUAUCAUUACUCGCGGAACGCGUUCCCUUGGUUAUGGUUUCGUUGCUCUUGAAACUGAGGAGGAUGCGAAUAAAGUCGUUGAAGAACUUAAUAAAAAAGAAUUGGAUGGCCGUCAAAUCAAUGUAGAAGUUGCCAAGCCUAAGGAAAAUACCACCGCUCCUACUUCUAAUCCUGGUCAUUCCUACCAUGGUCCUGGUUCGCGUCGUGGACGUGGAAGAUUUCGUGGUAGGGGUCGUGGACGCGGUAGGGGUCGUGGACGGGGCAGAGGUCGCGGUAGCUGGCAAGGUCGUCGUCGAUUCAACCGUGGCGAUGACGGCAAUGAUGGCGAUACUGCCAUUGUUCCCUCUGAUGCCCCAAAUGCUGGCGCUGUUAAAACUGGUGAACCAUCUAAAACGAUUGUAUUCGUUGCCAAUCUACCUUUCUCAAUUAAUGAUGAUGGCCUGAAAGAAAUUUUUAAAGAUUAUAACGUCGCUAAUGCGCACGUUGUUCGUCGUCGUGGUGGCCGUUCAAAAGGUUUUGGUUUCGUCACUUUUACUGACGAAGAAGAACAAAAGAAAGCCUUAGAAGGGUUAAAAACCGCCACGUCCGAAGGUAGAGAUUUGGUCAUUAAAGUUGCGUUAAGUGAGCAACAUAUUCAACCUGGUGAUGAUGCUGAAAAGACGGAAGCGCCUGCUGCUUCCUCUGAUGAGAAGAAAGAAACUGCCGCUUAA
Messenger RNA from Cetraspora pellucida, 912 nucleotides. The record is from the annotation of a GenBank genome assembly. Lineage: Eukaryota; Fungi; Glomeromycota; Glomeromycetes; Diversisporales; Gigasporaceae.